This is a messenger RNA of Bicyclus anynana (squinting bush brown), 3729 nucleotides long. RefSeq names its product transcription factor E2F7. The record is from RefSeq and is a predicted model, not a curated record. Lineage: Eukaryota; Metazoa; Arthropoda; Insecta; Lepidoptera; Nymphalidae. Bases 271 to 1275 code for a protein of 334 amino acids. The transcript has 3 exons. Gene Ontology annotation, cellular component: RNA polymerase II transcription regulator complex. Gene Ontology annotation, biological process: regulation of transcription by RNA polymerase II. Gene Ontology annotation, molecular function: DNA-binding transcription factor activity, RNA polymerase II-specific; RNA polymerase II cis-regulatory region sequence-specific DNA binding.
UUUGCUCGCGCGCAUUUGCGAGUAAAUGUCAAAACUUGUUUAUUUGUUAGGUUAUUAUUUAGUAUGUGUUCUCUAAAUACAUAAAAAAUGAGAAUAAGAAUAUACAAUGAAAAUAUAAAGUGAAUAAAAAUAUUCUAUUCCACAUAAACAGUUAAACUACUUGUAAAUUUUGGCUCCCAACGCUCUCGAUACCAACUGGAUUUGUGUAAGAACUGUCAAAAAGUACGCGAAUAUUUGUUGUGUAGGAUUUAUACAUAAUGUUCUCGCACAAUGUAUGAAGAUGAUAACAUUACUUGUACUCCUAAGCGAUCUGCUCUGAGUGAGGUCACAAAUGCGUCCAGUUAUGUGUCUCCCACUGCUAACCUUAAGUUGUUGACCAAUGUUGCUUUGCAGUAUCCCACGCCGCCGCCUAGCGCGGCACAUCGUAAGGAGAAGUCCCUUCAAAUAUUAUGUGACAAAUUUCUCAAUCUCUAUCCACUGCAUGGAAAUGGAACAGUGGAAAUUCAGUUGGAUAGCACAGCAGCCCGGUUAGGUGUUGAAAAACGGAGAAUGUAUGACAUUAUAAACAUCCUGGAGGCCAUGCAAUGUGCCGUGCACAAGCGGAAGAACACAUACCUCUGGCAUGGAGGAGCACGUCUGAACUCCUUCCUGAAGAUGCUGAAAAGGCAGGGGGAAAAUCUGAGGUUGUCUGAUGCACUUCGUGGCAAAGCCCCAAAGCCCCCAGCUCCUAAGCACAAGACUCUCGGAGUUUUGGCACAGAGAUUUUUAAUGCUUUUCUUAGUGGAACCACCAAACACUCUCAUUAAUUUGGAGAUGGCAGUCAGUGUCCUCAUAGACACCUCAAGCAAAAGCAAAACAACCCUGUCACCAGAGCAGCUAGAUCGUCAACACAAGUCUAAAGUGAGAAGGUUAUACGACAUUGCUAACGUGUUAAUUUCAAUUGGUCUCAUAGAAAAGGUUUCUGGAAAUUUAAUAUUAAAGAAACCAGUAUUUAAGUAUGUUGGGCCAUAUAAAAUUAAAAAGUCUGAGAAAAUAAUAGUAUACACCCCAUCGCCAGUAACUCCACUUGCAGUGGUACACACACAGCAGCUUUUGACACCUUGUCAAGUGUACGCGGGCAAGUCAAAAAGAAAGUUGGAGUUCACAACGCCAAAUACAAACUCUGAAAAGCUCGGUGUUACUACUCCACCGCACACUCCAUCACACAAGUGGGAUGAAAUUUUGCUUGUCGCAGACAUGGAACUGACUAGAAUUAACAAUGGAAUCACACUGUGAUUUACAAAUGCCUAUAAUAUUUUCCCCCUUAAUUUUAUGAAUGAAUCCUACUCUUAUGAGAACAUAAAUAAACUAAUAUUUACAAAGGACUGCAAUACAUGACAUUAUAUAUUUAUUUGAAUAUUAAAUAUGUUGUUGCGAUCAACCUCCUAUUAAAAAGUGGAUGCACAAUCAGCAACCAAAAAAUGUUCCCAUUCAAUGAGUGCCAAACACAACUUCUUGGCACUCAACUCAAGUAGUUGCAUUUGGAAAUUCAACCUUAAACUCAACCCUUAAGGUUGAAUUUGCUCUGAAUUUAGGCUUUAGGCUUUAGCCAGUUUUUAAGUGAAAUUUUCUGCAUGAUUGUGCAUCCUUUUAUUAUAAGAGGUCAAUGGUUGUUGCCUAUUGAGAGUUGGCAACAAAGGAUUUACUUUGAAGUAAAACUGUGAUACACAGCUGUACUACAAUGCUUAGUUGUAGUGUAAAAUAUGCUUCAGAUUUAUGCAUAUUUUAUAGGCAAACAACUUGAGUCUGUGUUUUAUAUAAUUAUACACUUGACUGAACUUAAAUAUGCUUGUCUUCCAGGGGAUAUAAUAAUAAAAAAACAAGUUGAGUUAAUAAGUUUCACUAUGGAUUUAUUUUUUCUUGUUACUGCGAAUAAAGGUUUAUCUUUGUCACAGACAAAGUGCAAUUAGAGUAUCUUACAUAUUUAUUUUAAGAACGUGUUUAAAUGAAUUUAUUACAAAGACUUUUAUGAUAUACAAGUUAUGUAAUACAUAUAAAUAUUUAUCAAAAUUUAAUUUAAUGUAUUUUAUACAUCUAAUAUUUGAAUAUUGGAUGUGAGGUUUGACAUUAUUGUAGAUUGUAGAACAAUAUUCAUAAAGUUAAACAGAGAGAAUAUUUUAUGUGAACUAUGUCUGCACAAUGUAAUGCUAAAAUUAUGAAAAUCAGUUGGAAUUAUGGAAGUUAUUAAGAUAAAAGAACUGACUUAAUGCCGAGACCAUGUUAUAUUCUAGAGGAAUCUGUAGAAUUAUUCUUAAACUGGAUGUCUGUACAAAUUACCACUGUCUAAAACAGAGGUUCUCAAACUAUUUUUUCUUAUUUAUUUAUUUAUUUAUUAUAGACCACUUUCUAAUUUAACUUGUUCCGGUGGACCCCCUACUAAAUUUCUAUCCAACACUUGACAAAAAAUGUGAUUAGAUUCACCUUUGGAAUUUUAAUUUUUAUGGCAAAAUAACAGUUUUAAAAAAAAAUGUGAGAACUGAUUACUUGAGAAUAUUGUCCAAUAUUUCAGACAACUUUAAUUUUUGAAGGGAAAUUUUCAGGGACCCCAACUUAUGAAUCGUGAACCCCCAUUUUUAUGUCACGUCAACAUAGACCCCGGGGGGUCUUUGAGAAUUGAUGGUCUAAAAUUUUGAUAGUGGCAUGCGUGUAUGAUUUAAAUUCUAAAUGGACUCAUCAAAUGAUCCUGGAAUAGACUGACUACAAAAUUAUGAUUUGAGCAUUACUUACAUGUCCUCCUGGGAAGUUUAUGACUAAGAUAAAAACAUAUUUGUGAAAUAAUAAUUAUUUAAAUGAAGUAUAUUUAUGGCAUAUUAUCUUCACACUAAAUAUUUAAUAUUUUUUCGAUGAGUUUCAAUAAUAGAUGUAAAAUGGAACAAAAUUAAGAAAAUACUAUUUAUUUUUACUAUUAAAAUGAUGUCAUAAGAAUAUUAAUAUAUUGAGGCAGAAAUUUUGUUAUUAUCUCAAAAUCUAUUGGUAUUUUUUUUAAUAGAAUAUUUGCCAUACCUAUAUUUUUUAUAAUAUGACAAAUAUUCCCAUUCCCCUCCAACUAGUCGGGAAAGACUGAUAGGAGUGGGUACGACAAUAGACCAAUGGGGUGAGGAUUGAACCACCACCUCUCGGUGAUGAGUCCGACCGCUCUUACCGUUGAGCUAUUGAGGCUUUUGAUGAUCUUUAUUUGGAUUUAAUUAGAAGCCUAGUUUAUCUAACACAUCUACUGUAAUUUUAUAUUCCAUUGUCAGACUUUCAGCCACAUAAACUAUUUCUUAUAUAUUAUAUUAUAAUUUAUAAUAUUAGUCAGAUAUGCAUAAUAGCAUGCAAACUUUAUGACGUUUGGGAACAUCGUGCGUUCAGCUGCGCAAUACAAGAUUUUAGAUAUCAGCGAUAACGAAAGGGCGCGGCGGGGCAUCACACCGCGCGUUUGCUGCCUACCCGCAGUCGCCUUACGUGAUCAGCAGCUAAUUUCCGAGACGUCAUAAAGAUUGAAUCAGACUAUACCUAUUAUGUUGCCUUCACAUUUUGUGAUUUUAUGUUUAUAAAAGGCGUUUAUAUAUAGAUGUUUUGACUAAACUAUGAAAAUUUAUGCAUUUAUUUCUUGUCAUCUUUGAUAGGUAGUUAUUACAAUGAAUUUUAUAACAAAGUUGCUUUUUUAUAUUUGUUCUAAGUUACAUGUAAUAAAUAUAAUGGAUUAUA